AUGGUGGGUGAGAUUAUUGCAGUCUGGUUUGGGUCUGUGCAUCAGUUGGCCAUGACUGCGACAUACGCGAUCGAGGAUUUAUGCUUGCAUGAGGAGUACGUGCACCCGCUUCGGGAGGAAAUCAAUCGUAUCGCUCCUGAAGGCUUGUGCCCUGAGCUGGCCGCUAUGCCACUUCUGGAUAGCUUUUUGCGCGAAACCGUUCGUUGUACUAACUCCGACGCUAUCACCGUACGACGCAAAGCAUUGACACCGUUCACAUUCUCUGAUGGGGUACGAGUAGACCAGGGAGACUGGGUCUGUAUUCCACAACGAGCAAUGAUGCGCGAUCCGGCUCGCUAUUCGCACGCACAGCAAUUUGAUGGCUUCCGAUUCGCGAGAGCCAACAAGCUCUUGGCUCUAAAUGAGGGCUGUGCUGAUGUGCCAGAAGGAGCACCGUUGCAGCUGACAGAUGUAGAUGUGGAUUGGCCUAUAUGGGGACUGGGAAACACAGCCUGUCCAGGCAGGUUUUACGCGACCACAGUGUUGAAGUUGAUGAUGGUGUGCAUUCUUCAGGGAUGGGAGUGCAGACUGGCGGACCCUCGGGCUCUUCGGUGGCGUACGUGGCGGUCCAGUGUUGUCCCCCGCACUGGGACGGUGGUGGUGUUUCAACGCCGGCAGAUGGAGUCGCCCACCUUGGUCCGGAGGGCGUGA
Aspergillus luchuensis is the source of this 690-nucleotide messenger RNA. RefSeq lists its product as uncharacterized. The transcript is spliced from 4 exons. Lineage: Eukaryota; Fungi; Ascomycota; Eurotiomycetes; Eurotiales; Aspergillaceae. The record is from RefSeq and is a predicted model, not a curated record. The coding region runs from base 1 to 690 and encodes 229 amino acids. Gene Ontology annotation, molecular function: monooxygenase activity; iron ion binding; oxidoreductase activity, acting on paired donors, with incorporation or reduction of molecular oxygen.